ACUGCGUGGCUGCCAUCUUACCGGUCAGUCAGGAAUGGAUAAACGGUCAACAAGUGAAGAUGUCACGAUAAUUCAGAAUUAAAGAUAGUAACAGUAAAUGUAAAUACAGUGACAACAGUGGAUAUUACACAGUAAAUCACAUCAUAGAGAGCGACCGAAUAAAAAGAAGAAAUGGGGAAAAAGACAAAGAAAAUCAGAGCCCAAUUACACCAAUACCGAAGAGACGAAAUGGGUUCGUAUUCUCUCAUCACGCAGUGGAAUUCACCGCUUUCUUCCUCGGGACCUGAUCACGCGAGCACCUCAAGUUUCAGGAUGAUCGUGACUCGGAAGCAACUAGUAAUAACAGGAGUGGUUCUUACCGCCUGCAUUGUUGCCAUUGCUACAGGAAUUGUCGUUGGAGUUCCCUUGUACGGAGGAGCCGAAGCAGAAAAAGACGAGCCAAACCAGCCAGUUGAGCAACAGGUCAUUACCAAAGUUCAGCCGAAGUCAGAAGGUCGUUUUGAGUCGUGGGGGAGUAAUGAAAAUAAGAAUAGACAGGGCCCCGAAACUGAUCCGCCGCCUUCGCCAACAAUACUUGGAGAGUAUGAACAUGCGGCUGUAAGCGCAGAUGGUCAGCCAUGCGCCCAGAUUGCAAGAGACAUCUUGGAGAGAAAUGGAACAGCAGCAGAUGCAGCCAUAGCCGGACUGUUCUGCGUGGGCGUUGUCAAUACGCAGUCGAUGGGUUUGGGAGGCGGCUUUUUACUGACUUAUUACGACAGGGCUGAGAGGAAAGCCCACACUCUGAUAGCUCGAGAAACUGCGCCAGCGGCCGCCUUCGAGGACAUGUACGAUGGCGAUGAAGAACUCAUGCAAAAAGCCAAAGGAAGAUGGUGGGAGAACAAAGCUCAUAGUUUGAAGGGUGGGUUAGCUGUCGGUGUUCCUGGUGAGGUGAGAGGCUACUAUGAGUUUUACAAGAAAUUUGGUGGUAGAAUUCCGUGGAACGAACUCCUGGAGCCCUCCAUCAAAUUAUGCGAAGAGGGACAUCCUGUUAACUGGCACAUGGCGAGGGCACUCAAAUUCGGCGCCAGUGACAUCAUGCAGGAACCCAGCAUGAGUGUAUUCAUCAACCCUGAGACUGGAGAAGUGUAUAAAGAAGGGGAAAUCCUGAAGCGUCCCAAACUCGGCCAGACACUUCGGGUUUUGCAGUAUGAACCCGACGCUCUCUAUACCGGAGAACUUUCGAAGAAACUUGUUGAAGAUAUUCAGAACUUUGGUGGAAUAAUCUCUCACGAAGAUCUGGUUAAUUACAGACCUCUCUGGAAGGAACCCAUGAAUGUGAGCCUGGAAAAUGGAGGUUUGACAAUGUACUCUGUGCCUCCUCCCGGAUCUGGUCAUAUUCUGGGUUUCAUUCUGAAUAUUUUGGACGAAUAUGAUAUAAACCCAUCAAGUUUUGAUGAUGAAAAUGUGGUUUUAAGUCAUCAGCGCUUCACUGAAGCUAUGAAGUGGGCCUAUGCCAAGAGGACGGAGUUAGGAGAUGCAGAUUUUGUUGAUAUUUUUUCGCUAGCUAAAAACUUAACAUCUGAUGCCUAUGCAGCGGACAUCCACGAGCAGAUAACAGAUGAUCGAACUUUCCAAGACCCAAGUCAUUAUGGUGCUGUUACUGCUGUUGAUGAUAACCAUGGCACAGCACAUUUCUCACUCUUAUCUCCUGAAGGAGAUGCGGUAUCUGUAACGAGCACUGUUAAUCUAUAUUUUGGCGCUGGCAUUAGAUCGGUGCAAACGGGGAUUGUUCUCAAUGAUGAGAUGGACGAUUUCUCGGCUCCCAAUAUCACAAGCUAUUUUGGUAUUCCUCCUUCACCUGCCAAUUUUAUUCGACCAGGAAAGAGACCUCUAUCCUCCAUGUGUCCUACAGUAUUUGUAGAUUCUAAAGGAGACGUUCGUCUAAUCAUCGGUGCUGCGGGAGGAACUAAGAUUUCUUCUGCCGUGGCGUGGGCGUCACUCCGUAAUCUCUGGCUGAAAGAGGACAUCAAGAAGGCCAUCGAUGCCAGAAGAAUCCACCAUCAAAUCUACCCAAUGACACUGAGUUAUGAAGAUGGCAUUACUAAUAAAAUUGUUUCCGGCCUUCAGGAGAUCGGACAUGAUACCAAGCAAUUCAGCGUUGGUGGUUCUGUGAUCUGUGCUGUUGCUCGAGGAGAAAACGGGAAACUCUACGCCAACGCUGACUUCAGGAAGUCAGGAGAAGUGGAUGGAUUCUAAAGACUAUAAAUUAAUGUCUUAAGAUUCAGUUUACCUUCAUUUUAUUUAUCGAGUGCAUGUUAAUUUAGAAAUUUUGUUUGUAAGCUUUGUAAAAUUAAUAAACUGUUUACUCGGUAAUAAAA
This is a messenger RNA of Macrobrachium nipponense, 2357 nucleotides long. Its product is annotated as scoloptoxin SSD14-like. Lineage: Eukaryota; Metazoa; Arthropoda; Malacostraca; Decapoda; Palaemonidae. Bases 172 to 2235 code for a protein of 687 amino acids. Gene Ontology annotation, biological process: glutathione catabolic process. Gene Ontology annotation, cellular component: plasma membrane. Gene Ontology annotation, molecular function: glutathione gamma-glutamate hydrolase. The record is from RefSeq and is a predicted model, not a curated record. The transcript is spliced from 13 exons.